AUGUCGCGCAUCUCGUUAGCGAACGAAUAUUGCCUAGUGUGGACGAGAAGUAAACACGGUAAGGUACGACUACGGCGUCCUUGCGUAAAUCCAAAAGGAAGGUCCACCACAAUGGACAGCAAACAUCCCAUGACCCCUGGCUUCGGAAAGGCACGCAGUUGGGUUGGGGUUGCGGAUCACGUUCCACUCCGCCCUACAAUUAGCGAUGUCGGCGAGCAGAUUGCCUCAGGGCUGGUUCCCUUGCUUUGUAAUCACUAA
Messenger RNA from Nezara viridula (southern green stink bug), 258 nucleotides. Lineage: Eukaryota; Metazoa; Arthropoda; Insecta; Hemiptera; Pentatomidae. The record is from the annotation of a GenBank genome assembly.